Gongylonema pulchrum is the source of this 474-nucleotide messenger RNA. The record is from the annotation of a GenBank genome assembly. NCBI's taxonomy places the organism in Eukaryota, Metazoa, Nematoda, Chromadorea, Rhabditida, Gongylonematidae.
AUGCCAACAAAAGCGAAAGGCGAGACGUUGAGGGAGUUCAUCGUUGUCGGGCGCAAAGUGCCAUCUGAAAAGGAGCCCGUGACGCCAAUAUACAAAAUGCAGAUAUUUGCAAGCAACCACGUGAUCGCGAAAUCACGCUUCUGGUACUUCACCAGCAUGUUACGACGUCUGAAGAAGGCGCACGGGGAGAUUCUGCAGUGCAAAGAAAUUUUUGAAAAGAAGCCAGGAACGGUCAAAAAUUAUGGUAUCUGGCUGCGAUAUGAUUCACGUACGAACCAUCAUAACAUGUAUCGCGAAUAUCGAGACACUAGUGUGACCGGAGCUGUAACGCAAUGCUAUCGUGAUAUGGGUGCACGACACCGUGCGCAGGCUCACCGAAUCCAGGUCUUUUUUCAUCUUAUAUCCACAAGUACUGUACUUGAGACGGAGUACUCCAAUUUACAACGAGUGAUAACGGCGGCUGCUUCUUUCUGA